AUGCUACUUCAAUGGAAUCCGCGCCAUGGGCGAGUGCCUGGCACACCGAAGUACACACUGUGCCACGUGGUAGCGAUCGCCCAGCCAGCACUGGCCGACGUCCUCCAGGCUUCGGCUCCACACUCGUUCAGGUCGCAGCAGAAGCGCUCGGCAGAACCGGGGAACGCCAUGGCGCCGCGACAGUGGCUGGGCCUUGGCUACCCCCGCGGGUUUCAUAGCCGGGACCUGCUGUUGCCGCGCUCCGUUCAUUCCGAGUCCGGCAGCCAGCAGGUGGCUCGCUCGCAGCCGCGGGCGAAAGACAACCGGCGAACUGCCCUCAGAAGCCAGAAGCGCAGCUUGUAUCGUGACUCAUGCCAAAGCGCGGCUCUUCAACCAGGACCUUCUCAAUCGUCCUUCAACAUAUCCCAUCCCCCUACGCAGCUCGUCGAGACUUUGCCAGUCAACAAGUCGGUGAGGAGGUCAAGUCGGGACGGCACCUGA
Molecule: messenger RNA, 480 nt
Organism: Colletotrichum abscissum
Lineage: Eukaryota; Fungi; Ascomycota; Sordariomycetes; Glomerellales; Glomerellaceae
Exons: 2
Coding region: 1-480 (159 amino acids)
Source: RefSeq, a predicted model, not a curated record